AUGGUGAAAUCAACACAUGCACCUUCAAUUCUGAUUACUUUAAUCGUAAUUCUAUCGCUACUAAUUCGAUCAAAAGGAGACGCAAGAUCCAAAAUCAUCAACAUAACAUGCGAUCGACAACUAGAAAACAACAUGACGCAAUUCAUCCCAAACUUCGUCCGUACAAUGGAAAUAAUCGGCACACUAUUGCGAACCUCCCGCAACGGCACCGCCGUCACCGGCACCGGACCCGACAGCAACUACGGCCUCGCCCAAUGCUACGGCGACCUUUCAUCUCAAGACUGCAUCUUAUGCUACGCCGAAGCCCGUACAGUUCUCCCCAGUUGCUUCCCGAACAACGGCGGCCGGAUUUACCUCGACGGUUGUUUUAUGCGGGUUCAAAAUUACAGCUUCUAUCAUGAAUACACUGGCCCGAAUGAUAAGUUGGUUUGUGGGAAUACGACGGCGAAGAGUGGGUUGUUUGGGGCGGCGGUGAGGCAGGCGGUGGGGAAUGCGGUGGUUGAGGGUUCGAGAAAUUGGGAUUAUUUUGCGAGGGGGGAGAGUGUGGUGAAUGUGAAUGAGUCGGUGUUUGUGAUGGCGGAAUGUUGGAGGAGUUUGACUCCGGCGGAGUGUAGGGCGUGUUUGGAGAAUGCUUCGGCGGCGAUUUCGAAAUGUCUGCCGUGGUCGGAGGGGAGGGUGUUGAAUACGGGGUGUUUUAUGAGGUAUUCUGAUAUGGAUUUUUUGAAUCCUAUACCAGUUGCAACCGGGUCUAGCAAUCGAGGAAAGAUAAUAGCUAUCGUGGUUUCUGUUGUUAGUUCUGUGGCAGUUCUCACAGUUGCUCUGAUGAUAAUUUUGUAUAUAUGGAAACAAAGAUAUGUACAAAAGAAGAGAAAAGGUUCUUAUGAUGCAAAGAAACUGUCAAAGAUGCUUAAUGAUAGUAGCUUAAACUUUAAAUACUCAACGGUUGAAAAGGCCACGGGAAAUUGGGACGAAUGCAAUAAGCUUGGACAAGGAGGAUUUGGAACGGUCUAUAAGGGAAUUCUUUCAGAUGGGCGAGAAAUAGCUGUGAAGAGGCUCUUCUUCAACAACAAAUUCAGAGCAGCGGAUUUCUAUAACGAAGUUAACAUGAUUAGCAGUGUUGAACACAAAAACCUUGUGAGGUUGUUAGGAUGCAGUUGUUCAGGCCCCGAAAGCAUUCUCGUAUACGAAUAUCUUCCCAACAUGAGCCUCGACCGCUUUAUUUUUGAUGCAACAAAAGGGAAGACCCUAAACUGGGACAAAAGAUUUUUGAUCAUAAUUGGCACAGCAGAAGGCCUUGUCUACCUUCAUGAAAACACCAAGAACCGAAUUAUUCACAGAGAUAUCAAAGCUGCUAACAUCUUGUUAGACUUGAGACUUCGUGCUAAAAUAGCCGAUUUUGGGUUGGCCAGAUCUUUUCAAGAUGAUAAAAGUCACAUCAGCACUGCCAUAGCUGGAACACUAGGAUAUAUGGCUCCGGAGUAUCUAGCCCAUGGUCAGUUAACCGAAAAGGCUGAUGUCUAUAGCUUUGGUGUUUUACUUUUGGAGAUAGUCACCGGUAUGGAAAACAACAAAAGCAAAACCACAGAAUAUACCGACAGUUUAGUGUCUAUUGCAUGGAAGCAUUUCCAAGAAGAUACAGUGGAAGAGAUAUUCGACCCGAAUCUAAUGAUGCAUCUUUAUCCCAACACUAAUUAUCACAAAGAGGCUAAAAAAGUGGUACAAGUAGGACUUCUUUGCACACAAGAAGCUCCAUCUUUAAGACCAACAAUGUCGAUGUUACUAAAAAUGUUGGCAAAAGAUGAUGAACCUUUACCCCUCCCUUCCAAUCCUCCUUUCAUAGAUGAAAAAACCAUGGAAUUGAAUGACAUUUCAGAAAAGUUACAAAAUUACAGUUACACGGAUAGUUCUAGUUCCAUUGCUACAGUUUCCCAGAGUCAUUUCUACCCGAGGUAAUGAAAAAAUUUUAUUUAUAUUUGUUUAGAUGAUUUACGUGUGUUACCUUUUGAUUUGCAAAAGGGCUAUUCGUAAUACAUAGGUUUUUUUUUUUGUGUAUUAUAUAACAUUAUUAAUUGAUUUGAGGAUUCAUGGUAAUGUUCAAUCCAAUGAUUUGACGUAAAUUUCAUGUUUUAAAAUUACUAAAUCAUUUAUAA
Molecule: messenger RNA, 2150 nt
Organism: Lactuca saligna
Lineage: Eukaryota; Viridiplantae; Streptophyta; Magnoliopsida; Asterales; Asteraceae
Source: the annotation of a GenBank genome assembly